AGCAAACUUUUGCUUGGAAGAGCUCAGCUAAUUAAGCUGCUAUAUAUCUUCCACAGAAUAAGUUCCAACUACUUGUCCUCUCAACUUCUGAGUGUGUGUGAUCUGGAAAGAGAACAAAACCAUGUCUAUAACUAGUUAGAACCACACACGCCCAACAACGGCGCUAAUCCCUAUACCUUCAACUGUUUCUUCAUCUUUUUCAUGGUGGAUCAGAACCCCAAAAUAGAAAUGAAGAAAAGUGGCGACUCUGAUGAAAAAGAUGCACAGGAAGACUACCCCACAAAGCAAAACCCCACUUUUCAUGAAGUCGAACAAGAAGAUUAUGAUAUGGAUGACGAUGAAGGUGAUGAAUCGUCACAAGAGGUUGACCAUGAUUCUACUGGUGGAAGCGGACUCAAAAAUGGAUCGACAUCCAGCAACAGCACUGUUGAGGAGACAAGUGAUAAGAAAGCGAGCGGGUCAGUCACAGGAUCAGUUAGACCAUAUGUUCGCUCCAAGAAUCCCAGGCUUAGGUGGACACCUGAUCUUCAUCUUCGAUUUGUUCAUGCUAUUGAACGACUGGGAGGUCAAGAAAGAGCAACGCCAAAAUUAGUUCUUCAACUAAUGAAUAUCAAAGGCCUUAGCAUCUCUCAUGUCAAGAGCCAUCUUCAGAUGUAUAGAAGCAAGAAGAACGACGAUCCAGAUCAAGAACAAGGGCUUCUUAGUGAGGGUGAUGAUCACCAUAUGUACAACCUUAGCCAACUUCCAAUGCUCCAAAGCUAUAAUCGGAGAUCACUUUCCAAUCUUAGAUAUCAAGAUGGUUUAUGGAGUCCGCAAACGAACCUAAAUUAUAAUUCUUCCAUGACCGGAUUAAACCACGGGGUUUAUGGUUCAUUGGCGGAGAAGAUUCUCUCAACUAACAACAUCAGGAAUUAUCAUUCGAGCAUAAACCAAGAUCAUGAUAGAUGGAGAAGCUUCCGAAGCAACAGCAUCGAAGAGUUCCAGAUUGGAUUAUUCAAGAAUCCUUAUGGGUUAUCAAUGGCUAAUCAAAUUAGAAGAACUACUCAGAUGGACACAAAUGUGAUGGUCAGAGAUCAAGACCAAGAGAAAAGGUUACUUAAAAGAAAGGAGAUUGAUCAAGAAUCGGAACAUCUUGAUUUGAAUCUCUCAUUAAAAGUCAGGAACCCGAGAGAAGUGGAACAUACGAACAGUUUAAAGAAAAAUGAUGAAUUUGAUGAGAACAACUUAUCGUUAUCAUUGGUUUUGCCUACUUCUACUUCAAAUUCUAGUAGUAUUAAAAGGUCAAAGCAUGCAAAAACAAUGGGCGGUUGCAGUGCAUCUCUUGAUCUAACUUUGUGAAAGAGACAAAGAUUAAGUGAGAUUUUGCAGUACUUUUGUCCCAGAAAACAUUGCACAGAUUACUAUUAACUUGU
Molecule: messenger RNA, 1412 nt
Organism: Lactuca virosa
Lineage: Eukaryota; Viridiplantae; Streptophyta; Magnoliopsida; Asterales; Asteraceae
Source: the annotation of a GenBank genome assembly